This is a messenger RNA of Belonocnema kinseyi, 6794 nucleotides long. Its product is annotated as brefeldin A-inhibited guanine nucleotide-exchange protein 3. Gene Ontology annotation, molecular function: guanyl-nucleotide exchange factor activity. NCBI's taxonomy places the organism in Eukaryota, Metazoa, Arthropoda, Insecta, Hymenoptera, Cynipidae. Gene Ontology annotation, biological process: regulation of ARF protein signal transduction. Bases 1 to 6519 code for a protein of 2172 amino acids. The record is from RefSeq and is a predicted model, not a curated record. The transcript is spliced from 21 exons.
AUGGAGGAUCUCCUACUGCAGAUCAUCAGGGAGGUUCAAAAUGCAAAAUUACAAAAUUUACGCAAGGCGGCGCAGGAAGCCUCCGAAUUUAUGGACAAGCAGCAAGGACUGCUACGAGAUCCCCCGCAUGAGUUGCGGGCAAAAUGUUUGCGUGCUAUUCAACUCGCGCUUGAAACAAAAAGGAGCAAAUUGGUUGCUUUUGGCCUUUCUGGUCUACAUAAAAUGUUGAGGGAUGACAGGUUCCAGUCACCAUACGAACCGGAAGAUGAUUCUUUAUGGUUGCCAGCACAAAUGUUGCAUGCUAUGGGUUCGAUUCUAUCACAAUCGGAUGACACUCAAACUGACAUGCUUAAAGUGUUACUUCAAGUCGCGUGUUCCCAAUACUGGACGAUGAACGGGCGCUUGAUCAUCGCGAUCUUGACGACGUGUUGUGAAGCCUUCGAAAAUGGAAAUCAAGCCGUGAGAACUGCAGCACAGGCAGCUACCAGCCAGACGUUGCGAUCUUUUUGCCUCUUUUUAGACGAGGAGUGCCAAGAAAUGGACGAGAACGCCAAGCGGAACAAAAACGUUCGUGAGAGAGGAGUGUCUUGCUUCAAUGAGGCGUUACCGAUUCUUCAAUACAUCUGUUGUAAGCUCGACGAGGCCCAGAAGAAAUGUUGUUACAGCAGCACUCGAAACGGAAGCACUGUGGUAUUUUUGUUGGAGUGCCUCCACACAUUGAUAUCUUCACUCCCCCAGAAAAUUCAUACCAACUCCCACUUCACUACCUUUCUCUGGCAAAAAUUCUGUCCUGCUCUGAUAGCUUUUCUGGGAACUCCAAGAGUGGAUAAAUCCUUUACAUCACGUGAAGGAAAAGAAACGGAAGUGGGAAGAGGUUCUGGAUAUUUAACAACAUCCCUCAGCUUCGAUAGUCAUCAAGCCAAAACGGUUUAUAGCAUUGGGACAGAAUUGGUACGUCUAGUUGGAUGUGCGGGUCCGCUUAGACCUGUUCUGGAAUCAGUCUUUCACAGGAUGCUGCUCUAUCCUCCUCCUCAACAACGAUUGGAACCUUUGAAAGCACUUAGGGAACUCCUAAGAAGUCCUAGUAGAAUUGUUGACUUUGCUGGACCUCUGCUUGUAGAUGAAGAUAAAUCUUGUCAACUGCAGAGCGACAUGGCUUUGAUGAGACUAGCAAUGGAUUCGAUUGAAGAAUCAAUCUCAUCUGGCGUAAAUGUCCUCCAUGCGAGUGUCUCCUGUAUAGUUGCAAUGUUAUCAGCUCUUCAAGAACUCUGCGAAGGAAAGGCGAUCAGUCAUAAGUACACUUGCACAAUUAACAUACUCUAUGAUGAUCUUGAAUCCUGUGACUAUAGAGGUCCGCUCACUUACCAAAGUAUGGCUCGUCUUCCUAAGACUUAUAGAGAACAGCUAGAGCUUAUGAAAAAGGGAAACUAUUCUGAUUCCGAAUCAUCUGGGCAUGGACCUUCCGAAGAUGGAGAUUCAACAGACACAGAAGGUCCUCACGAAUCUGAUGAAAUGAAUGAAGAUAAUAGUAUAGAUGAUACUGACUAUGCUCUCGCGAAUGAAAGAGAGAGAUUGAGGCUCGAAAGGCUUCCAAAAUGCCUGCAUGUAGGUCGACAAGUUGCAGAGGAAUGUAAUGUGGAUGUUGAACGUCACAAUGCUAAAAGAUUUGUUAAGACUUUGAGGAGUGAUCUGAUACCGAUGGUUCUUAGUCUGAGAAGUAAUAUUGAGGUUGACGAAGCUCUGCAGAACUUCGCUUCUGUGUACUGCCACAGUGUGUUCGCUGCACAACAGAAGUUUCAAGGUCAGGUAGAUCCUAAUAAAGAUCCUUGUACACUAGUUACAAUUAUGAAUGCUGAUGGGAUCUAUUUAGCAACAUAUGCGGCUUUGCUUCUUAAUCUGAAGUUAAUCAAAAUGAAUUAUUAUGAAGAGGAGGGGCGACAAGUGCCAAUUAAUGAGGAACAAUUCGUAGAGGAGGUACAUGGUUCAGGGGUGCUGGUCUAUUUGUCGGCAACUUGGCUGUCUGAACUCUACCAACAAAUUCUUGCUAGUAAUCUUCUCGAAAAAUGUGGUUACAACCCGAAUUCGACUGAAAAUAGUGCUCUUGUGAAUGUUCUAAUAGAUGUUGAUGGGAUAAGUGGAAGUCACAGAGGUGGACAGUUUCUGUCUGAUUAUCGAAGAUUGGAACGUGCUCAACUCUCACGAAGUGAACCUACUCCAGAAGCUGAAGCAGGUGCCAAACUAUCAAGGCGAGUACUGACUUGUUGCUGGGAUAGCAUGGUUGCUGUUCUCGCUACAGGUUUGAAUCCUUGUAAAGAAGAAAGUGGAAAAGGUAUUUUGAGCAAGGAUGGAGGCAGUCGAAGUGUUAAGGAUACGAUUAUUCUGGCGUUGGAAGGACUUCACAAAGCUGCUACGCUGAGCAAUGUUUUAGGACUACAAAAUCGUUGUGGGGCGAUCUUUGCACUGUUAGCUAAAGCAGCUUGUUCAGAGCAGUCAAUUUCAAAACUUAGAAGGACCAAAGAUGUUCUUAGGCUUAAACUACAAAAAAAAGCUACUUAUCUUCACACAUCACAUGCUUUGAGUAUGGAGGUGCUUCUGGGCAGAGGAUUGGAACUGAGCAGUCAUGGAAGUGAUUGUUGGCCACAUGUUUUUACAUGUUGUCUCUAUGUGAGUAAACUUGAACACGAUUUCUUCGGAAGGAACCAAAAUCCGUCCAUGCCUAAAGUUCACCAUAAAAAGGAAAAACGAGAAUCUAAGAAGGAUUCGAAAUCAAAUACGAUGAAUUUCAACAUUGAUGAUGAGGAGACUUGUGUGGAUGUCUACAGCUUUCUAUCAAGUCCCUAUACACAAAACAUUGGAAUAGACACAAUCCCAGAAAUCAUUCAAGAAUCAAACGCUGAUAGCCAGUUCAAUGGUAUUCUUCCAGCAGACUACGCAGCUAAAAUAAUUUGUGUCUUGUCUCAACAAGUAGACAGACUUUUCGAAGAUGCAGCCCUCAAAUUGAAUCUUAGAGCUCUUUGUUCCUUCUUAGCUGCACUGUGCAAAGCAAGCAAAGACCAACUAUUUAAAAACAUUGAUGGAAUUAAAGAGAAUAGAAAAGUCUGGUGGAGGAAAAAUAAACCUAGAGAAGAUGAACUAAACGUUUUGCUUUUAACCAGGUUGGGAGAAGUGAUGCUCAAGUGCGUCAAAAGUGGAAGACCUUUGAUUCAUGUCAUGAGGGUUUGGAGCAUUCUAGGUCCACAUUUUAUGGAGGCAGCUUGUCAUAAGGACCGCAGCAUCUCAAAAAAAUCUGUUCAAUGCAUUCAUGAUUCGAUGACAGCUUUGUUGAAUGAACAAGUCGAGUUGGCCCAUUUCCACUUUAAUGAAGCACUUUUCAAACCUUUCGAAAAUCUUCUUUGUUUGGAAUUAUGUGAUAGUGAUGUUCAAGAUCAGAUUGUAAGCUGUAUCUGUGAGUUUGUCGAAACCAACCGAACAGAAAUUCGCUCAGGAUGGCGUCCACUUUUUGGUGCUUUGAGGAUAGCAUCAGUGGGAAAUUCGGACAGUGUUGAAUCAGCACCCUUAUUGGAAGUUUUCAGAGUCUUCCUUUCAACAGAUAAUACCCUAGUAUUCGCAAAUGCAGCUUUAGAUUGUAUUUUAUGCCUUCUUCGUCAUGUCAAAGGUUCAUCAGACAGUGAUAAUCUAGACGAUGAUCAGGAUAUAGACAUAUUAGAAGCUAGAAAAAUGCGCUUAUGUGUCGAGAGUUUGAAAUACCUUCUGAGCUGCAGUGACAUUUUAGCUUCUAUGUAUCGAAUGCCAGCCUGUCCAAUCUUCCAUUCUGCUCAGAGGAUAUCAAUGUCAACUAUACCUCAAUAUGUAGAUCCACAUAUACCUAACCAUGAGGUGACUAAGUUUGACAGAAAAACUGAUUCAAUACACGAGAUUAUUCCAGAAAUGUCCUAUGAAGUUUUAACGAAAGUAGAUCCUAGUCAGACUAUGACUUUGCAAAGUAUGGAUAGACCUAGUGGAAUCUUAAGGGUUUGGUACAUACUUAUUGAAGGCCUAGCUAGUGCUACUAUGAUAUGUCCUAGAAGAUAUCAACCACAUGUAUUGGAGACAUUCUUCCAUCUUCUAAGAGACACAUUAAAUGUUCCUGGACCAGCUUUUGGAUUGUAUUGUGUAAAUCAUCUUCUUCUCCCGAUGGUACAAAAUUGGCUGAGAAAGACUUCAAAGAUUUUUAGGGGUUGGGAUAAUUUCGCCCCGAACUUCAAGCAGUGCUGCGGUCUCACGACUGAUUUAGUUGUCGAUUUCAUUGUUCACUUACAGGGACCUGAUGAUGUAAGAAAUGAUGAAUUUCUUCCGGCGACGACACUGAUGUUGAAGCAACUAUUAUUAGUGAUGGCAGAGUGUGUUGUUCAACCGAAAGAAAGCAUAGCUCGACUAGGUUGUGCCUGCAUCAGACACGUUCUGGUGAGCAGUGGUCCAAAUUUGACAUCGAAACAGUGGGAGGUUUGUGGCGUCGCAUGUUAUAGAGCUUGCUCAAACUCUCUCCAGGAGUUACAUCAGCUGACGCUGGCUUUCUCACCACGUUCAGAAUCCUUCUACGGCGAUGUUGCUCAAGUGAAGGUAGCAGCGCGUCGAGACGCCUCGGCCGAGGACUCAGAGCGUUUGCGACAACUGGCUUCCCAGGUAUUCCUCCUAGAGGAGCAACGAGCCGACGACACUUCGAGGUUUUCAGAUGGCCGAUCUUAUGUCUUCCUAUUAUACCCACCAUCAAUUGAAACUACUCUUAACCCGGAUUUUUAUACAGUAAGAGUGCACUUAAGAGCCCUGGUUGUUGGACUUGUGGUGCACCAGAUGCUUCUUCACUGCAUUGCAAGCGUCCUUCUUCAAGGAUCUGGUCCUCUGGUACCAAGUAUUUCUCACGUGAUCCUGAGUCCGACGACCUCAUCAUCAAAGCUACCAGCAUCAGGAAACCUAUCACAACUGAAGCCCCAUCACAUAGACACUUUCCUUGCUGCCUUAGACCUUUCCUACUCAGCAGCCUUAAAGUUCGAUGCACGACCAAGUCUCAAGUUUCUAGUCCAAAAGGUUGCAAAACUUGAGAAGCCUGCUAACCUCUAUCGCCAAGCCGGAGCCUCAUGGAUGAUCAAGAUUAUGACGCUCUUCGAAUUAUCUCUUCAAGAAGUUGAACGAACUGGAGUUGAUCUUGAAAAAGUUAAAAGCCUAAUGGGAAAAGAUUCCAAGGACCAAGACAAGAAGUAUUUGGAUCUAGUAAAAUAUCUACGACAUUUACGAGCUGCAUUUGAUGAACUCUGUGAAACCUAUUCUGAUAUUGUAAUGGAUAAAGAUGGCAGGUACACAAUGAUUGAUGGAUUUUCUGAAAGGAAGGUUUUCCUGUUGGUCGCUCAACCUGAUGAAUAUGCAGAAAUUCCAGGUGAGAAUCUUAGGGAAGAAAGAACACCUGGAAAUUCUGGAUUUGUGAUUGAAGAUGAUGAUGAACAGGAUGAUGAGGCUUAUAAUCCAAAUAUUGAUGAAGAAAGUGGAUUGGAAGAAUUGGGUCUUGAGAUUGAUAAAGAAAUUGAUGAAAGACCGUUUAGAUUGUCAGAUCUCGCUGCUGAGUAUUCUACCGAUUCUGGACCUGAAUCUGAACCUGAAACUGAUGAUUCGAGACCUGCUUCGAGAUUAGGUUCAAAUAAUGAUAUAAUUGUUUACCCUGAUCGAUCAGCAUUUACUUCCAGUGACGUUUGCAUUGAUUCAAAAUAUCCUUUCACACCCGAACCUCUUAAUAUUUCUUGUAGUGAGAAUCAACUUUUGGGUGCAAAUCAACAUUCUAGUAAAUUCGUAUUGAGACCUAAAAGUACAAUAGAAAAGAGAAAGUGUAAUAAUCAAGGGAGAGAAGAAUUAGAAGAGAUCGAGGAAUUGGAAAAUUCUGUUAAACAUCAUCUAGAAAGGAGAAAAAGUGAUCUUUGUCUCCUUUCUCGAAGAAGUAAUUUGAAGUAUGUUUCUACUGAUCCUAGUGAAAAAGCCUGUGGAUCUCCUUUCAGAAUGUCUAAACGAGCCAGAUCAGCCAUGGAGCUGAGGUCUUUGGAAAUGAGAGGGGCUUCUUUGAAUAAUAUUUGUAUAAAGAAGGAACAAAUUGUUGAGAAAUCAGAGACGAGAGCUCCUGAUAAUGUGGAAGCUCUUUUGGAGGAUUAUAAGAGGAGUAAGAGAGGAUUUAGGACUAAUCCUUUCCUGGAAGAUGAUGAAGAGAAAAUGCUUUCAGCGAAUCAGUAUAUUUUUAGUGAGAUGUUUGAAUUCGAAUUUCAAAAGAGGAGUGUCAUCAAUAAAGAUAGUGAAGCUCAUCGAAAGGCUUGGGCGGAGACGUUGAAUGCCACGUUUGAUUGGAUUUUGGCUUUAUCAGAUGAGCGACUGGCGCCGUUACUUCCUGUCCUGGUAGGCGGUGUCAGGAUCUUGACGAGACAUGCAACUGAUCCGUCUCUGAAACAGAGAUUAUCGGCUGUCUUUCAUCGUAUUGCUGUUCUCUAUGGCUUGACAACAAACUAAAAAAAACUGUAGAAUAUUCUUGACAAAACAGGUCUAACAAAAGAAAAAUAAGGAUCAAUUAAUUCUAAGAUUUGACUUAAUUUUUCCUAAUUGGGCGGUUUGGUGCAAUGACGGUGUUUUUGAAUUUUUAGAAGUCACUUAUUUUUUAUUUGUUUUGUACAUAACUUCAUGAUUAACAAAUGGAGAACGUUUGGCGAAAAGUUUGUCUCAACUCUCCCUCAGGUAUCUCUAACUGCACCCCAUCAUUCAAUUUUAAUUUAGAAUAAGAAAAAAAA